Punica granatum (pomegranate) is the source of this 810-nucleotide messenger RNA. Lineage: Eukaryota; Viridiplantae; Streptophyta; Magnoliopsida; Myrtales; Lythraceae. The record is from RefSeq and is a predicted model, not a curated record.
AAAUUAACGAGACGCUUCUGGAGGAAGGACCACGGACGUAGCAUCCAACAGAUCAAAGAAGGAAGAAGCGAAAAUGGUGCUACUGGAGAAGCUAUGGGACGACGUCGUGGCGGGGCCGCAGCCCGACCGCGGCCUCGGCAAGCUCAGAAAGAUCAGCACCCCUCAGCCGAUCUCGAUCGCGAGAGAUGGGGAAGCGGAUAGCAGCCGCAAGUACCAGCGGUCGAUGUCGAUGCCGUCAAGCGGCCCCGGGACUCCGGCGACGCCGAACACGCCCACGACUCCGUUGUCGGCGCGCAGGGAGAACGUGUGGAGGAGCGUGUUCCACCCCGGCAGCAACCUCGCUACCAAGAACAUCGGCGGCGAGUACUUCGACAAGCCCAGUCAGCCCAACUCUCCCACUGUUUACGACUGGCUUUACAGUGGCGAGACGAGGAGCCAGCAUCGCUGAGGUGAUCGAGACUCCAAAUGUCUGAUGAGGUCGGUACAAGAUCGCACGAUGUCAGUGGCGGAUAUGUAAAUAGGGUUGCUUUUUGGUUUCUUUAACUAUCGUCAAAUGCAUCCUUGCUAGUUCCCUAUCUAUCGAGCGAUGCAAGCUUCUAAUAAUGUUGCUUUUUAAGUAUCGGGAUGUAAUAUUUUGCUAAUUAUGAUGCACGGUGCUACUGCUAUGGUCUUUCGGUACUUUGGGUCUUCAGGACUAAAUUGUGAUAUGGUGGUAUACGAUGCAGUUACUCAAUAUGUUCGUGAUCAUAUGUAUGAUCAAAUUAAAAGUCGUCAAUAUCAGUAUCAAUAUGUUGGUGGAUUGCCAUCAAA